CCUUAAAUACCUUACUCCGACAACCACAAACAGCAGAAAUCACCAUAGGCAGUCACUGCAACAUGGCUUCUCUCAAAAUCCUAACUCCACUACUAAUACUGUCAGUACUUACAGUACUGACAGUGUAUGGCCAGUACCAGCCUACAUGGGAAUCUCUGGAUGCAAGACCACUUCCUGCUUGGUAUGAUGAUGCCAAAUUUGGAAUCUUCAUCCACUGGGGAAUCUUCGCGGUGCCAGGUCUAGGAUCAGAAUGGUUCUGGUACCUCUGGCAAGAGCAAAAGGUACCAGAAAUUGUUGAAUUCAUGAAGAAGAACUUUCGACCAGAUUGGACGUAUGCUGAUUUUGCUCCAAUGCUAACUGCAGAAUUCUUUGAUGCUGAUGAAUGGGCUAGAAUUUUGCAAACUUCAGGUGCCAAGUACACCGUGUUCGUGAGUAAACACUGCGAGGGUUUCUGUCACUGGCCAAGCAAUGUGUCCUUCAGCUGGAAUUCAAUGGUUGCUGGGCCCAAAAGAAAUAUUGUCGCUGAGUUGGCACAAGCGGUCCGCACCAAGACCGACUUAAGGUUCGGUCUGUACCAUGUGUUGUACGAAUGGUUCCACCCUCUCUAUCUCCAGGACAAAGAGAACAAUUUUACAACAAGGAGAUUUGUUGAUUUCAAGAUCAUGCCUGAGCUUUAUGAGAUUGUCAACACCUUCGAGCCUGACCUUGUGUGGUCUGACGGAGACUGGGAGGCCCCAGACACCUACUGGGGAUCCAGGGAAUUCUUGACAUGGCUUUAUAAUGACAGCCCAAUCAAGGACAAAGUAGUGACCAAUGACCGGUGGGGAAUUGGGUGUAAUUGUACCCAUGGUGGUGUCUAUACUUGUGGAGACAGAUACAACCCUGGUGUUCUGCAGAAGCACAAGUGGGUGAAUGCCAUGACAAUAGACAAGAAGUCCUGGGGGUUCCGACGUAAUGCCCCCCUGUCAGACUACCUGACUAUAGAGGAGCUUAUUGAGACUUUAGCUAGAACUGUCAGCUGUAACGGUAAUCUGCUCAUGAACAUUGGGCCAACUGCCUACGGUGUGGUCAGCCCCAUCUAUGAGGAGAGACUGAAGCAGAUGGGCGAGUGGCUCAAAAUUAAUGGUGAAGGCAUCUACGAAACACGACCCUGGACCUACCAGAAUGAAACUGUGAUACCCGAAAUAUGGUACACCUCGAAGACAUCGGGACAAGGUAAAGACAUCUACGCAACUGUUAUGAGCUGGCCCAACACAGGGGUCUUCCAGCUGACCCGGCCUAACCCCAGUGACAACACUGUGGUCACUCUAAUGGGGUACUCAGGUUCCUUCAGCUGGACAAGAGCUGCAGGUCAAGGCAUAAACAUCAACAUUCCCGCCAUUGCAGCCAACGCUAUGCCAUGCAAGUGGGCAUGGAUGUUCAAGAUCACCAAUGUUCAAAACUAAGGCAUCAUGAUUGUGCACCUUCCAGCUGUUUCUUAUUUGAAAAGACUUGUGAAUACUUGAAGAAGUUUUCUUAUAAGAAGUCUGAUGAUGAAAUAUCAUAUUGUGUAAAUGUGUUACUUUUGAAAAAGCAACAUGAGUUUUUUAUUCUUGUAAUAAAUGAUAGAUAUAA
Molecule: messenger RNA, 1614 nt
Organism: Haliotis rufescens (red abalone)
Lineage: Eukaryota; Metazoa; Mollusca; Gastropoda; Lepetellida; Haliotidae
Product: alpha-L-fucosidase-like
Exons: 8
Coding region: 63-1445 (460 amino acids)
Biological process (GO): fucose metabolic process; glycoside catabolic process
Cellular component (GO): lysosome
Molecular function (GO): alpha-L-fucosidase activity
Source: RefSeq, a predicted model, not a curated record